AUGCGCUAUGCCAUCGCCGACGGACGAAUAAGCAAGACGUGGGAGAUCGGCAUUUACAUACAAAGAUAUCCAGAGCACAGCGACAUCCAGCACAAAAUGGAGAAAGGCGACCAGCUCCCAAUCUCCGGGACUGUUCCCCGCCCGUCAAAUUCGCGCAGCAGCCGCGACCAGAGCAGCGCGUGUACGAAGCUCGUAAUACAAAUCUUCUUUGUUGUCACUGCCCUUUGCUUGGCCUGGAGGAUCAUGCAGCUCGAUAUUAUCCCCAUGCUUGCGGGAACCUAUGGCCAGUCUGCAGAUGAGCCUGCCCAGCCGCUCCAGCCCGGCGAAACCAUUUGA
Molecule: messenger RNA, 336 nt
Organism: Clonostachys solani
Lineage: Eukaryota; Fungi; Ascomycota; Sordariomycetes; Hypocreales; Bionectriaceae
Source: the annotation of a GenBank genome assembly